Messenger RNA from Vitis riparia (riverbank grape), 1497 nucleotides. RefSeq names its product protein CHROMATIN REMODELING 35-like. Gene Ontology annotation, molecular function: ATP-dependent chromatin remodeler activity; ATP binding. Lineage: Eukaryota; Viridiplantae; Streptophyta; Magnoliopsida; Vitales; Vitaceae. The transcript is spliced from 3 exons. The coding region runs from base 1 to 1410 and encodes 469 amino acids. Gene Ontology annotation, biological process: gene silencing by siRNA-directed DNA methylation. The record is from RefSeq and is a predicted model, not a curated record.
AUGAACUGGAUGGGACACACUGAUAUUUUGUAUUCUGAUAUUUGGUUCAAACUAUACUGCUUGCUUCAGGACAUUGCAGUAGAUCCUGAAGAAGAUCAAAAAGAAGGUGGAGAAGAAUGUGAGCAUUCUUUUGUUCUAAAGGAUGAUAUCGGUUCUGUUUGUCACAUCUGUGGACUUGUAGACAAGAGUAUUGAAUCCAUAAUUGAGUACGAGUAUCCUAAGGUUAAAAGAUCUAAAAGUCACAUACAUGAACAUUGCUAUACCAAAGAUGGAAAACCAACUGAUGACCACUCAGAUGGGCGUAGAUUUUCUGAAAAUGAUUCAAGUGUAACUGUGAUCCACUCUCAUCCAAGGCACAGCAGGCAAAUGAAACCCCAUCAAGUGGAGGGCUUCAAUUUUCUAGUAAGCAACUUGGUAGCAGAUGAUCCAGGGGGUUGCAUUCUGGCUAAUGCUCCAGGAUCUGGGAAAACUUUCAUGAUCAUUAGUUUCAUGCAAAGUUUCCUGACCAAGCAUCCUGAAGUCAGAUCUCUUGUUGUACUUCCCAAGAGUAUUUUGGCAACAUGGAAGAAAGAGUUUCUGACUUGGCAAGUUGAGGAUAUUCCACUAUAUGACUUCUACUCAGUAAAGGCAGAUAGGCCGUCUCAGCAGCUAGAUGUGUUGAAACAGUGGGUGGUGGAGAAGAGCAUCCUGUUUUUAGGACAUACACAGUUCACUGCAAUUGUUUCUGGUGAUGGAGCUUCUGAGGCAGAACUUACCUGUCAGGAAGUACUGUUGAAGACCCCGCAGAUUCUUAUUUUGGAUGAAGAUCACACUCCAAGGACCAUCAAAAUGGAGCUUCAUUAUUGCCUUCAAAAAGUUCAAACUCCGCAGAAAGUCAUACUAUCAGGCCCCCUGUAUCAGAACCAUGUGAAGGAGGUAUUUAAUAUUUUGAAUCUUGUUCGUCCAAGAUUUCUGAAGUUGAAAACUUCCCAUGCUGUUGUUAAGCGUAUAAUGAGCAAGAUGGACAUCAUGGGUGUGAAGAAUCAGGUGAAAUCCAGUCAUGCAGAUUCUUUCUAUAGUGUGGUGGAGACCACUCUCCAGAAGGAUGACAAUUUCUGGAGGAAAAUAACUUUGAUACGAGAUCUCCGUGAGAUGACCUGCAAGGUUCUGCAUUACUGCAAGGGAGAUUUUCUCAAUGAGCUGCCUGGCCUUUUUGAGUUCACAGUUCUCCUCGAUCUAAGUUCCAGACAGAAGCAGGAAAUUGAAAAUUUGAAAGUGUAUGAGAGUAAGUUCAAGAGAAAUUGUGUUGGGAGUGCUGUUUAUGUACACCCACAGUUGAGGUAUUUCGCAGAGGAACCCACUGCAAGUGAAGCUUGGUCGGAUAAUGAUAAAUGUGGAUUUUAUUUUAUUUUAUAUAAUAAUAAAAAAUGAAUCAUAAUAAAUGUAUACAUAAUAAUAAAAUUAUGUACUUCAUUCCAUUUUCAUAACUACUAGUAAAACACAUUACAGAUUCAAUUU